Messenger RNA from Solea senegalensis (Senegalese sole), 3120 nucleotides. It is a transcript of the gene vgf, whose product is annotated as VGF nerve growth factor inducible. NCBI's taxonomy places the organism in Eukaryota, Metazoa, Chordata, Actinopteri, Pleuronectiformes, Soleidae. Bases 406 to 2574 code for a protein of 722 amino acids. The record is from RefSeq and is a predicted model, not a curated record. The transcript has 2 exons. Gene Ontology annotation, molecular function: neuropeptide hormone activity.
UGACGUCAAUGGGGGCAGUUUGACGCAUGAAUCACGUGGUCCGGGGGGACGGAGGGGAGGGGGAGGUAUAAGAGAGCGGGAGCCGCUCUCCGUGCUCCUGAAAACAGACGAGACACGUACACGCGGCGGAAUCCCCCCCCAGAGAGGAUAGCAGAGAGAGGGAGCCAAACAAUAACAACAGCAGUGACACCGAAUAUUAGAUAACAAACCACAGCAACAACAAAAAGCUGUGUGUGUGCGUUUGUGUGUGUGUGUUGUGUGUGUGUGUGAGUGAGAGAGAGAGUGAGAGCAGGACCUGCAGCAGACCUGACGUGACGAGGAGGCGGCGCUCGACUCUUCACGCUGAACAAACAUUCCUGACUCCGCCCUCCUUGUUCCUCACAGCGUGUCCUGCUCUGAGUGGCCAUGAUUGGGUCCCAAAAUGCCUCAAGUGUCCUUACCCUCCUGGUCCUCCUCACAGGAGCUUCUCUCCUCCAUGUGUCCAGCCCAAAGUCCAUCGGUGUCUCAGAAGACGACAAAAACCCAGACAGAGAUACCGUCUCUGGGCUGAAGGUGUCGGCAGACGAGGAGACGCGAUCAUUAGAGAGAGAAGAGGCAGAAGAGGAACUCUUUAAAGAUGUGGAUCCCAAAACGCUGGCGGCAGUUUUACUGGAGGCUCUGAAUCAAUCGCAGGGAGCAAGAGGGGAGGAGGAGAUGAAGGCUGAGAGUGGGGAGGUUAAAAAAGAAGAGGAAUACAGACAAGUGAGAACGAUGGAAGGAGCAGACCGAGACAGAGAUGGACGACAGGAGCUAGAGCUGCUCAUGGCCACACAGGGGAGGGAGCAGGAGGAAGAGGAGAGGAGGAAAGCUCAGGAGGAGGAGGAGAAGAUGACCGAGAAGGUGACGAGCCGCACGACGAGUCAGACGGUCCAGGUCCAGCAGUCGGUGAGUCCAGAAAGCGGAGCGGAGAAAGGGAAGGGUGACGCUUCCCAGCAGGGACCUGCCAAGACUGAACAAGGCGAGGAAGAGGAGGAGCAGCUCAAUCCUGAGGAGCUGAAGAGUCUGGAGACCAUGAUGAAGGAGUUUCCUCGUGUGGACACAGCCACCAAGAGGAAGGUGGACUCCGAAAACCAGAGAGAGAGCAGAGGCUACAGCAACAACUACAUCGUGCCGAUAAAUAAAGGUGGUAACAUCGCCAUGUCGAAGAAGAAGCUAAAAUGGCAGGAGGAGACGCAGAAAGGGUUGAACGUGCCGUCGUUUAGGGGAGGCAACUUUAUGGACGACUUUGAGGACACUAAUUAUGAGAAUAACGCAGUGCAGUCCCAGCAGCCUCCAGCAGAGCAGGAUGUGAUGGAGGAAGACGAGCCUGACGUCGAUGACGACGAGGAGGAGGAGAAGGAAGAGGAGAUGUUGAGUCCGGAGGAGGAGGAGGCUCGCGCCAAAGCGGAGCAGGAGGAGAUGAGGAGGCAGGCGGCCGAGGCACAGCGAGCAAAGAUGGAGGAGGAGAAGCUGGCGGACAUCGCCUCGGACAUGCUGCUGCGCUACAUGGUCAAACAGACUAACGGGAACAAGAAGUACAGCCCGUCACUGUCCAACGCUGCGGAGGACAAGAGGUCGGACGAGGAUCCGGAAGUGAUGGAGGAGGACGACAUCGAUCCUCAGACCAUCGACAAGCUGAUCGAGAUCUCCAGCAAGCUCCACCUCCCCGCCGACGACGUGGUCGACAUCAUCAGCGACGUGGAGAAGAAGAAGAAGAAGGACGUGCCGCCCGAGCUCUCUUCACGUUGGCAGCUGCCUCUGACUCCGAUCUCAUCGUCUUUCUCAUCCAAAAACGGCUUUGCACCGCCUCCGAUUUCGACCAGUCAAAACAACUUCCCUGACGCCAAGCAACCGUCUCCUGCCGUCAAUCUCCUCAAGACCUGGUUCCACGACAAGACGGCACCAAAAUCACCGGAUCGUUGGAGCAAACCUGUCAACCCUCUGCAGAAUCUGUGGUCCAGACCUCAGAGGCCGCUGUCAAUCAAACAGGACUUCUGGCGCAAAUCACCCAAGUCGGUCUGGACCGGCUACCCUUCGUACCCCUACGUUUAUCCGUUCUACUACCAGAGGAAGCCCUACCCAGACUACUACCCCGUCUACUACUCACCUUCUCCUAGACCCAAGCCCCGUUACUACAUCCCCAAACCUGCUAUCACCCUCAACAAGUUCCUGGGGAAUUCUCUGGACGAUGGCGACUCAUUUCCUCCCAAGCGUCGCUAUCACAGUUGGGUCCAGCCCCGACUGAAAGCCCCUCCCUCUGCUGGGUUUCAGCAGAAGCCGUACUACAGCAGCUACAACCUGCGUCUGUACCCUCGUACGUUUCAGCCUCUGCCCGUUGCCAAACCGCGCUCCCCUCCCAGAAUGCCCGUCAUCUCUCCUCCACAGAAGCAGAGGUAUUACUCAGCCGUGGCACCGGCAGCGACGAGGAAUGAAGAUUAUUACACAGCUGGAAAAUUGUCCGACAGCAGCAGCAGCAGCAGCAGCAGCAGCAGCCGUGACGAUCUGGAGAAUUACAUACAGAGGAUCCUCAUGAACCGACCACAGAUCCUGGACUGAAGCACAGACGAGGAGAGAGAAAGAGCCUGACGAAUGAAAACAAGGAGAGACGACCUGAAAUCCAGUGUGUUUCUUUAUGAUUUAGUUUUGCUGGUAUUUGGUUUUUAGUUCAUACAGGUUUCUUUCUGAUGUUUUCAUUGGUUGUUAUUGGGACGAGGACAUUCCCAGAGCUAAUCUGGAUAACAUGGAACGUUGGAGGGAAAAAGGAACGAGAGAGAUAUACAUCGCCACUCCUCCAGUGCAGAGAAGGAGGAGGAGGAGGAGGAGGAGGAGGAGGAGGAACAUGGAUGAUCUGUUGGAAAAGCAUGACGUGGCAAAAGAUUUGUAUCAUGCUAGGACUCGUCAUCCAAACUCCCGACAUGACCGCAUUCUCCAUUUGGACGUUGUACAAUGCCAAUAGAGGAGGACGUGUGACUGUGUUGUUAGCUGUACCUUUAAAACAAACACCUUUAGAGUCCCCAUGAGUCGUAGGUCGUGGCGGCGGCUGAUGGAGUUUUACUGUGCAUAAAAAGAACAUUUGUGGGAUUAUCUCAGGCAGGGAAGACG